This is a messenger RNA of Punica granatum (pomegranate), 1092 nucleotides long. The record is from RefSeq and is a predicted model, not a curated record. NCBI's taxonomy places the organism in Eukaryota, Viridiplantae, Streptophyta, Magnoliopsida, Myrtales, Lythraceae.
CAUGUGCUCAUAUUAUUGUGCUCUUUUCUUCAUGAACAAAACGGAAGGAUCUAACUUUUGUUUCUUCUCUUCUUCUUGUCCUCCUCCUCCAUCUUAUUGUUGUGUCCCAACACCGCUGACAAAUCAAAUCCAAUGCCCCCACCACAAGGUCUAACCCCAGAAGAGUUCGCUGAGCUCGAGCCUCUCAUCCUGUCGCACCACACGUUCGACCCUUGCCCAAACACCUGUACUUCCCUCAUAACCCAGAGGAUCAAUGCCCCUGCUCAAGUCGUAUGGCCUUUUGUCCGUAGCUUCGAUAACCCUCAAAGGUACAAGCACUUUAUCAAGAGCUGUGAGAUGAGGGGCGAUGGAGGGGUAGGGAGCAUAAGGGACGUUACUGUGGUCUCAGGUCUCCCGGCCUCAACAAGCACCGAGAGGCUAGAGAUCCUCGACGAUGAGAGGCACAUAUUGAGCUUUAGGGUCGUCGGAGGCGAGCACAGGCUCAACAACUACUGGUCCGUGACAUCUGUAAAUGAGUUUGCAAGCCUCGAGGAAGGGAACAACAACGUUUACACCAUCGUUUUGGAGUCUUACAUUGUGGACAUACCGGAGGGGAACACAGGGGAGGAUACUAAGAUGUUCGUUGACACCGUCGUGAAGUUGAACCUCCAAAAGCUUGCACUCGUGGCCAUAGCCUCUAUGAAUGGACAUGAUCAUCAUUAACUGAAGAUCAACUACCAUUCUCGCAAGUUCAAUAAAUGUCAGGCAAUGAGGGGAUCUCAUAUUACACCAACUUUUCAGAUCGAUCAUCAUCAAGGUGCCGAGACUGAGAUAUACUUUCAGUUGGUGGGAUACACGGUUUCAUGCCAAAUUGUACGACCAGAUUAUACGGAUAAUCUGCCAUCAAAUUUAUCUGAAGUGUUAGCUAGUAAUUACAUAAUUGUGAGUAAUUAAUUAGUUCAAAGCUUUUCGCCCUUUCUUUUUAGUUCCAUAUUGCUGAUUUUCAGGAAAUAAGUGGGAUCAAUUUUAAUAGCAUAUUUCAGUUUAUGUUCGGGUUUUCUUUUUUUUUUUUUAAUGAGAACAUGGAAUAUUCUCUAUCUAUCCAUUAGCUAA